Daktulosphaira vitifoliae (grape phylloxera) is the source of this 1356-nucleotide messenger RNA. RefSeq lists its product as uncharacterized. The record is from RefSeq and is a predicted model, not a curated record. NCBI's taxonomy places the organism in Eukaryota, Metazoa, Arthropoda, Insecta, Hemiptera, Phylloxeridae. Bases 1 to 1356 code for a protein of 451 amino acids. The transcript is spliced from 2 exons.
AUGCCCAGUGAAGGUAUUGCUGAUGACAUAGCCGCGAAAUAUGAUAACCUAGCUUUAGCUGAUCCGUCAUUUGCGGUGCCUAAUAAUGUGGACUUAUUGCUCGGCGCAGACUUGUUCGCACGUAUACUCGACGGUAAUCGCGUCUCCGUCGGAGAGUCGCUGCCAGUGGCUUUUGGCUCAGUGUUUGGAUGGAUACUUAUCGGUCCAGUCCCCCAGACCAACGAUUAUACUGAAGUGUCUUGCCCUAUUUCUCUUGUGUCGUCGGUGGAAAAUAUAAUUAGUAAAUUCUGGCAAAUAGAAGAACCUGAGGCGGCGCCUGAUGAUUUUACUCACGCCGGUCUCUGCGAAACUAUGUAUAUUGAGAAAAGCUCGCGUGAUGUAUACGGACGUUUUGUGGUACCGUUGUUUUUUUGUCAACCGGUUGCGGACGAUACUUUUUAUGGUUCACGUACAGUCGCUGUACGACGUUUUACGUUUUUAGAGAAAAAAUUACAGACGGAUCGUCAGUUACGUGAGUCUUAUUGUGCCUUCAUGGCAGAAUAUUUGGCCUUGGGCCAUAUGUCUCUUGCUACAUCUAAAGGCUUGUACUUCAUUCCUCAUCAUGCCGUAUAUAAACAUUCAGAAGGGGAUAUAAAAUUAAGGGUGGUUUUCGAUGCGUCGGCUCAAGCAUUUUCCGGAACAUCAUUAAACCAAUGUCUAUACGCUGGGCCAAAAUUGCAACGUGAUGUUAUCGAUGUUUUAACUUUAUUCCGGUUAUCACGCUUUGCCUUUACGGCUGAUAUUAACAAGAUGUACCGCCAAAUUUUAAUGUUACCCGAGCAUCGUUGUUACCAACACAUAUUGUGGCGCGCGUCGCCUCACGACGAGUUACGUGAAUACCAGCUAAAUACGGUAACCUACGGGGUGAACUGUUCGCCUUUUACUGCUAUUAGAGUCUUAUAUAAUAUAGCUGAACAGUAUUGUGGUGAAUUUCCGGCUGUUCGAGAUGCGUUAUUAUUCAGCACGUAUGUAGAUGAUAUUUGUGUAGGUGGUGACACGGUGGAAGAGGCGUUAAAAUUACAAUCAGAGCUUAUUACAGUUUUGGGUAGAGCGGGUAUGGUUUUAAAAAAGUGGGCAAGUAACACAGAAGUCGUUUUAAAUAAUGUUUCGCCGGAUGAUCGUGUGAUAGGUAUGCUACCUUUUGAUGACCACGACGCUAUGGGCACGAAAGUACUCGGUCUCCAGUGGGACCACUGUAGAGAUACGUUUUACUAUCACGUACAGGCCGUCCCGGCCACUACUACUAAGCGAGACUCUAUAUCAUACUUCAAAUAUUGUACAUAUAUUGUGUUAGAAACAAGCUGUAUCAAAUUUUAG